CGCUUCCCGCGGGUGCGCGGAGCGAGGACGGUGACAGCCACGCGCGCGCGUGCGCGUCUGCCUGCCGCGCGACCCCGCGACUGCCGUCGGCCGCUGCCGUCUAGGGUUCUAGUCUCCGGGCGUCCCCGGCGGCCCCCGCCCGAGUCCCGGAGAGCCACGUCGCGUCCUCCCCGUCGGUCCCAGCUCGCGUCCCCUACCCGCCACCGUCAGGGCCUGUCCCCGAACUCCCCUUUCCGCCCGGGGCAGGGUCCUCGCGGCCCAUGCUGGCCACUGGGGACCAGCGCAGCGCAGACCGCUCCCAGGCCGGCCGGCCGGCCACCAUGGUGGCCCUGAGGCCCGUGCGGCUCCUCCAGGGGGGCUAACAGGCCCAGAGCGCAGGCCGUGGGGCGCGAGCGUCCCGGGCCUGAGCCCCGCGCCAUGGCCGGGGCCAUCGCUUCCCGCAUGAGCUUCAGCUCGCUCAAGAGGAAGCAGCCCAAGACGUUCACCGUGCGGAUCGUCACCAUGGACGCCGAGAUGGAGUUCAAUUGCGAGAUGAAGUGGAAAGGGAAGGACCUAUUUGAUUUGGUGUGCCGGACGCUCGGGCUCCGGGAAACCUGGUUCUUUGGACUACAGUACACAAUCAAAGAUACAGUAGCCUGGCUCAAGAUGGACAAGAAGGUGCUGGAUCAUGAUGUUUCAAAGGAAGAACCAGUCACCUUUCACUUCCUGGCCAAAUUUUAUCCUGAGAAUGCUGAAGAGGAGCUGGUUCAGGAGAUCACACAACAUUUAUUCUUCUUGCAGGUAAAGAAGCAGAUUUUAGAUGAAAAGAUCUACUGCCCUCCCGAGGCUUCGGUGCUUCUGGCUUCGUACGCCGUCCAGGCCAAGUAUGGUGACUACGACCCCUCUGUUCACAAGCGGGGAUUUUUGGCCCAAGAGGAAUUGCUUCCAAAAAGGGUAAUAAAUCUGUAUCAAAUGACUCCGGAAAUGUGGGAGGAGAGAAUUACUGCCUGGUAUGCUGAACACCGAGGCCGAGCCAGGGACGAAGCUGAAAUGGAAUAUUUGAAGAUAGCUCAGGACCUGGAGAUGUACGGCGUGAACUACUUUGCAAUCCGGAACAAAAAGGGCACAGAGCUGCUGCUUGGAGUGGAUGCUCUGGGGCUUCACAUCUAUGAUCCUGAGAACAAGCUGACCCCCAAGAUCUCCUUCCCGUGGAAUGAAAUCCGAAACAUCUCAUACAGUGACAAGGAGUUCACUAUUAAACCGCUGGAUAAGAAAAUUGAUGUCUUCAAAUUUAACUCCUCAAAGCUUCGUGUUAAUAAGCUGAUCCUCCAGCUAUGUAUUGGGAACCAUGACUUAUUUAUGAGGAGAAGGAAGGCUGAUUCUUUGGAAGUUCAGCAGAUGAAAGCCCAGGCCAGGGAAGAGAAAGCUAGAAAGCAGAUGGAGCGGCAGCGCCUUGCUCGAGAGAAGCAGAUGAGGGAGGAGGCUGAACGCACGAGGGACGAGCUGGAGAGGAGGCUGCUGCAAAUGAAAGAAGAAGCGACAAUGGCCAAUGAAGCCCUGAUGCGGUCUGAGGAGACGGCCGACCUGCUGGCUGAAAAAGCCCAGAUCACCGAGGAGGAGGCAAAGCUCCUGGCACAGAAGGCCGCAGAAGCCGAACAGGAAAUGCAGCGCAUCAAGGCCACAGCCAUUCGCACGGAGGAGGAGAAGCGCCUGAUGGAGCAGAAGGUGCUGGAAGCCGAGGUGCUGGCACUGAAGAUGGCCGAGGAGUCAGAGAGGAGGGCCAAGGAGGCAGAUCAGCUGAAGCAGGACCUGCAGGAAGCCCGUGAGGCAGAGCGGAGAGCCAAGCAGAAGCUCCUAGAAAUCGCCACUAAGCCCACGUACCCGCCUAUGAACCCGAUUCCAGCACCGUUGCCUCCUGACAUACCAAGCUUCAACCUCAUUGGUGACAGCCUGUCUUUUGACUUCAAGGAUACUGACAUGAAGCGGCUUUCCAUGGAGAUAGAGAAAGAAAAAGUGGAGUACAUGGAGAAGAGCAAGCACCUGCAGGAGCAGCUCAACGAACUCAAGACAGAGAUCGAGGCCUUGAAACUGAAAGAGCGGGAGACAGCUUUGGAUAUACUGCACAACGAGAACUCUGACCGGGGCGGUGGCAGCAGCAAGCACAAUACUAUUAAGAAGCCUCAAGCCCAAGGCAGAAGACCUAUCUGCAUUUGAGCCCUCAAACUCACCUUGCAGAGUGCCAAGUCCCGAGUGGCCUUCUUUGAAGAGCUCUAGCAGGUGACCCAGCCACCCCAGGAGCUGCCACUUCUGCUGCUCCCAGCACCAGCGGGAUGGGCCGGACACCGUGGGAACCAUCUGUGGGGGGCUGGCUGUGGGCUUCCCUGGGAGCUCCAGAACUUUCCCCAGCUGAGUGGACAGUCCAGCCUCCUUUAUGUGCAAUUGCCUUGAACUAUGACCCUGCAGAGCUUUCUGUCAUGGUGUUCUAGUUCUCCUGACCCGAGUCUCUCUGUCUUCCUUUGUCCGAUGUGGGGUCCCAAACAAACCUUGAUCCAAGGCGUGCAGCAUGUGUCUUCCUGUCCAGUGCUGGCCUCCACGGCUCGUCUGGGAAGUGUGUAGGGGUGAAGCGCAGGGGCUCUGGGGGCCAGGAGGCUGGUGGCACCACCCUUACUUCCCCCAGGGUUCCAAAACGUCCAUCCCCUCCAUGGCUGAGGACCUGGCAUGCAGCAAAGAAGCAUAGCCCGGCUGAGCCCAGGCCCGGAGCAGCCUGCCGGCUGCUCGUGGUCGGGGAGCUAACCCGCAGCUCCUGGCGAGUAGAGUGCUGGGUCCCCGCCAGGCACCCCUCAGGCUGCGCUCUGGCUGCCAGCUGGAGGGGACUAGGUAGGGCAGCUGGGCCUGGGAGGGCUUUUAGGCAGAAGCUGUGAGGGAGGGCCGGCUGCCAGCCCAGGGCCCAGGAAGCGAGUGCUGCCCCUAGGUACAGCGACUCGCCCCUCCCCCGCCACCCACACCUGGGGCUGAGAGGCAGGCGGGGGCCACAGGGGUCUUUCUCAUGCCUGCGGGGGCUGGGCACUCCCUGGGUCGUGCUGUCGUCAGAACCUGGCAACCCAGCCCUGACCUCUGAGGCCCCACAGGUACUUCUCUCUGGCCCAGACACCGAGCACCACGGGCCAUGUCUGUCACUGAUCUGUAUCAGCCACCCGCCUGGCCAUGUGCCAGCAAGCCCUUCCCAACCCACUGCCAUGUCUGGGCCUCAUCCCUCCGGGGCCUAGUGGGGUCCCUUUGUGCCCCUCCCAGCACGAGCCUGAUGCAGCUGUCCACUCACUCGGUGCUCGCACGGGCUGGCACACGACUCCCUCCGUGCCAGGCAGCAGCGGGUCACAGAACCACCCUGGGGACUCCCUCCUUGCUCCGGAGCCACCUUCUUGCCCUUCCUUUUCCCCACGGCUGGUGAUGCUGCUCUGGCCACCUGGAGCCCUUUACAUCCUUCUAGGCAGGCCAUCGUGCACAGCGGGUGCUACGUCUUAACUCGGUGAGAAGACGCUCAUUAGCCGAAGACGGAUGAGGGCUGGACAGUUCCUGAGGACAGCGGUGGUCGCUGGCAGUUCUGGCUGGCUUUGGAAAACUGAGAAGCUCAUAGAGAUCCUGACUUUUUCCUGCUGUCAGGCUGACCCAGCAGGGUCCUGGGCUGGCUUCUGCCUUCUCAGGCCACCUUGCCCUGAGGAAGCCAGCCCUGUGUGUCACCCCAGCCCCUGAGGGCAUGCAGGGUGGGACUCUACAUCUGAAACCUGAGUGGAUGGCUGGGGCUGGGAGACUGUCCUGUAUCUUCCUGGCAGGGAGGUGCCCUCAGGAGCCGGAGCCUGAGGCGUUUGUGCAGUGAGGUCUGGCUCGUGUGUGGCUCUGUCUCCUUAUGCCGAAAGCCCAUCCCUGAGUGUCCCAGUUACUUUCCUCCUGAUCUGUAAAUGUAUUCUUUAACUAUGGCUGCAGGGCUUAGAAGCAUGAUGGUGGUUUAUAGAAAUGAUGUCAGACUUCGUUUUCUUAUUCCUUAACUGCUGUGUGUACUUCCGAAGUCCAGAAAUGCCAGGCCCUGUGGCCUCAAGGGAGCUGGCUGGCGCCUGAGCUGUGGCAGGAGCACGGGGCCUGGGGGAGCAGGAAGGGGCUGCGGGGGGCCAGCAAGGCCUGUCAGCCAGCGGCUCUCGUCCCCGUGAAGCAAGAGCUAGUGGCACUUCCCUGCAGACGAUGAGAGGACCGUGGCCUCAGGAAGGUCUUGAGCCCCAGUAGCAGGAGAAAAAAUGAAAAAUUUGCUUGGUUUUUCAGAGACUUGUGCCUGUGGCUGAGGUGACUAUGUCCUUUUUAAGUGAACGUUUUUAGAGCUCGGGAGCUUGUCACAUCAGGAAGCUGUGAAGACCAUUGGGAGCAGCACCCUGGCCACAGUUUUUCAUUACGAGCUUCUGAGAGUUCUUGAGCAGAGGUACUGCCACCCUGAAACGGUCGGGGAAGGCACUGCCCAGCUUGUGACACUCCGUGGGGCUGUGCUGUUGGCCCGUGGCUGUUGGGGACAGACCACCUCGCUUGUCUGGACUGAGGACCCAUCUUAGCCCCGGUAGCGCCCUGGCCUGUGGCAUUGACUGGCCCGCCAGGCCCUGCUAGACAACACCCCUCGGCAUUACAUAACUCUUCUUGAGUGACGGUGGCUUGUAAUCUUGGGGACAGGUUUCUCUGUCUCCCUUUCUUUUCUUUUUCAAAAGUCCAGAGGCUGACAACCGGGAGGGUGACUAAGUGUUCCUUGCUGAAAGGUUGGGGCCCCGCCGCCCCUCCCAGGCUGCGUUGGCGGGAGACAGCCCUUCCCAGUCGCCUGGGGCCACGGCGGCCCUCCUGGGCUUUCUUUCAGGAAGCUCCAUCCGUUUUCAAAGCUGCCAGAGAUGUCAAAGGCCCUUCGUCCUGUGGGGCCUGAGUCCCACCUCCUGUCAGGGCCAAACCGUGGUGGACCUCUCUUUUCUACCCUGGGGGACGAUUGUAAUUUAAAUGAGCAUUUUAAUAAAAAUUCUAAGCUGGAAAGA
Microcebus murinus (gray mouse lemur) is the source of this 5033-nucleotide messenger RNA. It is a transcript of the gene NF2, whose product is annotated as NF2, moesin-ezrin-radixin like (MERLIN) tumor suppressor. Gene Ontology annotation, cellular component: cytoskeleton. Lineage: Eukaryota; Metazoa; Chordata; Mammalia; Primates; Cheirogaleidae. Gene Ontology annotation, molecular function: actin binding. The record is from RefSeq and is a predicted model, not a curated record.